AUGGUUUUUUGUGUUGGACUAUGUACGAAAAAGUACGAAUUUCCAUCUGAAAGUAAAAGUGAAUUCAUCUAUGCAUUAGCUUAUGUAGCAUGGAGCCCCUUAUACAAGAAUAAUGAAAGAUCUGCAAAAAUUUCUUAUAAUAUUUAUGGUAAUACUCCAAGUCGAACUGUUGCCUUUGAAUUCAAUGAAACUAUUUAUGAAAAACAAGACAAAAAACAAUAUCUUCACUUUCAAGUGUUAUUCUUCGAAGCUCAACCUAAUAUUAUUCAGUUCAUCUAUCUCGAUGUGUCUAGUAGUAGCAAAUCUGGUUCAAUUGGUGUACUAAGUAUGGAUGAACGACCAAUGCUUCGGUAUUCUCCUGAACAACCCUUUUUUAUGCUGCAAGAUGUGUCUAUCACAUUUGAUACCAAUAAUAAUACAUACACUGCCGUCCACUUUUGUGGAUCAAAAACAUGUACAUUGAAUGAAGCAUGUAUACAAGAGAUGUGUGUCGAACGAGGUAAUUUGAGUUUCGCUGCUCGAUGGUCUCAUCGAAAUGGUCGAGGUCAUCUUAUUAUUCGAACACCACUUAAUAAUACUAUUUAUUAUGGUAAACCUCGCACCAAUUCUUCUUUUGAUGAAGGUCGACAUGAAUUAGUGGAUGAUGGUAAUCAGGUUGACCAUAUUUAUUGGCCAUUGAAUAGUAUACCACCAAUAGGAUCUUACAAGGUUUGUUUUAGUACUGGUAGUCUGUUGAAUGGUACUGAUCAAUCAUCAAUUACAGUGACAAUAGAAAUACGACACAUUGGACAACCAAUUGAAACAAUGAUUCAUACUUUUAACAAAUCUACAACGACUUUGAAUGAAUGUUUAGAAAGAAGUGAUACAUUUAUCGGAUUAUAUUCAAUAGGUAUGUUUUCGCUGAAUGUAAAAUUUGUUACAAAUGAACACAUUAAUAUAGAAAUUUGA
Rotaria sp. Silwood2 is the source of this 948-nucleotide messenger RNA. NCBI's taxonomy places the organism in Eukaryota, Metazoa, Rotifera, Eurotatoria, Philodinida, Philodinidae. The record is from the annotation of a GenBank genome assembly.